This is a messenger RNA of Hippocampus comes (tiger tail seahorse), 2132 nucleotides long. It is a transcript of the gene rcvrn2, whose product is annotated as recoverin 2. The transcript is spliced from 4 exons. Lineage: Eukaryota; Metazoa; Chordata; Actinopteri; Syngnathiformes; Syngnathidae. The record is from RefSeq and is a predicted model, not a curated record. The coding region runs from base 353 to 934 and encodes 193 amino acids. Gene Ontology annotation, molecular function: calcium ion binding.
UCUCUUAAAAGCAACACAUGAUCUUGUAACGGUCGAGAAUUGGGAGAGUCAAAGGGAAAAGCACACAAUCAAAAAUGAGUCACUCCUUUGAGGCAUGCAGCACCAUCAAAGAAGUUUAUUUCAGUCAAAAGCUCAGCCACCUUAAGUCCCGCAUUAACAGAAUUAUCCUGGUCCCACAUUAGGAGAUGGUUUCCCCCCUUGCCCUGCUUACCUCCAACUUAUCUCUUACGCCGCUGAGACGCUCGACGUACACGCAGACGGGGAUCACUGCGGUGGAUCUUGACGUGACAGCCUGCGAUAAGGAAGAGGCUCAAACGCCGCCUCUAUUCUAAGACACUUGCCAAAUCCAACCAUGGGGAAUAGCACGAGUAGCGCCUUGUCCAAGGAAAUCCUGGAGGACCUGAAGCUGAACACCAAGUUUACCGAGCACGAGAUCGGCCAGUGGUACGAGAAUUUCCAGAAACAGUGCCCGACGGGGCGCAUCACGCCCGAGGAGUUCGAGCAGAUCUACGCCCGCUUCUUCCCGGACAGCGACACCAAGAGCUACGCCCGCCACGUGUUCCGCUCCUUCGACACCAAUGACGACGGCACGCUGGACUUCAAGGAGUACAUCAUCGCCCUGCAUAUGACCUCCAGCGGGAAGAUCACCAGGAAGCUGGAGUGGGCCUUCUCGCUCUUCGACGUGGACAAGAACGGAUACAUCAACAAGACAGAAGUGACGGAAAUCUGCCAGGCGAUCUUCAAGCUGAUCCCCAAGGAGGAACAGAGCAAGCUACCGGAAGACGAGAACACGCCCGAGAAGCGAGCCAACAAGCUCUGGUCCUACUUUGAGAAGAAGGACAACGAGCGACUGGCCGAAGGAGAGUUCAUCAAGGGAGUGAUUGAGAAUGAAAAUGCAAUGCGGCUCAUCCACUACGGACCGCUGAAACAGUGAAAGGCCACGUUUGCGAUGCCACCGAGUCUGCUCCGUUUCCUCCCUGUCUUUUUUGAACAUCCCCCCACAAGUGUAAAUAUUUUGGGUUACUUCUUUGACAGAAAGUGAUAUCAAAUGUCUUAUUCUUUUACUCAUGUUUGUCAUAUACUGUAUCAUCUAAAACCAAAAUGAUUCAUGACUUGUUUGGAAAUGACGCGAGGAAAGUGUUACAAAGACUUCAGAUUUGUGUUAGAGAUGUUAAUAGAAAGCAGAUACACUUUUUGUUGGUUUUUUUUUAGGACCCUUUUGAAAUUGAGCUCGGUCCCAGAUUUCAUCCGGCAAUUUUGAAGAAUCUCAAUCCAAUUCAUUUUUAGCAUAACAGAACGUUAAAACCAACUUUAAAUAAGAAGAUUGCAUAUAUGUGGAUAUGAAAUUUGAGAUUCGUCCAAAAGAAAAAUAAGAAAAUAAACAUACAGACAAAACAUAUUUCUUAAAUGAAUACCACACACACACACACACACACACACACAUACAGAUUUUAAAAAAUGAGUAUUUAAUUUAAUUGGCCAGAAUAUGAAUAAUUCUGGGGCUUCAUUCACUAAAGGAAGAUAAAGUGCAACGAACAGGUUAGCCAGUUAACAGCCGGCCAACUCUACACAAAUUCACUGACACCCACGUCACUCACCAGGCCUGGCAGUCCUUGCUUCCGAAAGCUCUACACGCUCAAAGUCACAGAUACUACAGUAGAACGCGAGAGUGGUGACACCAAUUUGAUUCUGGAUCCGAUGACUCAAUUAAUGAAUAGCUUCUGUAUUGUCAAACUAUCAGAUAGCUUCAGGCGUCGACCUAAGAUGAGCUGUUUUUGUGUCAACAAGGUCGACGAGAAACUAUUUGUCGCUCAUCUCAAAUGACUGUUUCUCAUCAGCUUUUAUUAUUUUGUUGAGUGAUGAGUGUUUUUUUUUCAUCCUGUUGAUUAGAAGGAUAUUUUAGCUCUCAUUGAGUCGCAUGUUGUCAUUCUCGACACAACUUGGGAAUGAUGCACGCCAUCAUAGAAGUGUCAUAGUUGAUGGUUUGCUGAUAUGCUCCAUUGUUUUGUUUUGGUUUUUGUUUUUUUGUUUUUUUUACAGCUAUUGAAACGAAUGUAGUCAUUUUACUCCUGAUGUAUUGUAACUCGAAACUAUACGGUGUAGCAUAUGACAUUAAAGAUUUUUGUCAUACA